AUGCUCUCUGAACAUCAACGCCUUAGAAAAUCUGCGUCAAUAAAAAUUCAAAAAGUUGUUCAAGAACAACAUUCUAAAGCAUAUAAGGAUUGGCUUAAUUUUAUAAAUCAAGAUGAACCACAUAUAGAUAAUAUAUUUACUGAUUUACGUAGUGGGUUGGCGUUGAUUAGGUUGAUGGAAAAAUUGACAGGAAAGACAUUAGAUAAAAAAUAUGAUAAAAAUCCAAAAGAUGUUAUUCAUGAAAGAGAUAAUAUUGAGUUAUUACUUGGCUUUAUGAAAAGAAAUAAAGUUGAUGUACGAAUUGUUGCACAAGAUAUAUUUGACCAAAAUAAAAAACAGAUAUUACAAUUAUUUAACACCUUAGUUAGAAAAUAUCACUACAAAGGUUUGUUCUUUCUUUUUAUUAAAACAUUUAAACAAAGAAUAAAUAAUAAUUAA
This is a messenger RNA of Entamoeba dispar SAW760, 438 nucleotides long. RefSeq lists its product as uncharacterized. The record is from RefSeq and is a predicted model, not a curated record. NCBI's taxonomy places the organism in Eukaryota, Evosea, Mastigamoebida, Endamoebidae. The coding region runs from base 1 to 438 and encodes 145 amino acids. Gene Ontology annotation, molecular function: actin filament binding. Gene Ontology annotation, biological process: actin cytoskeleton organization. The transcript has a single exon. Gene Ontology annotation, cellular component: cell junction; cell projection; cortical actin cytoskeleton.